AUGUCAAUUGAGCGUUUGCCAAAUGAACUUCUGGAAAAUAUCAUCACACAUGCCUUGCCAGAGGGGUUUGAGAGCCUUGCCUUGACCUGUAAACACCUCUACACACUCUGUACUCCCUUCAUCGAGCACUACAACAAAUUGCGCUAUCAUUUCCAGGACUUUUACUACUACAAGACAGAUCAAGUGGUCAAAAGCAGACUACACCUGGUCUACCAUACUCCUCCAUACACAGCCUGUUCAGCAUUCAACUUGAUCGCCCUCAUCGCCGUCAAGCCGGUUAUCGCCCGCUACAUUGAAAAGGCGGACUUUGAGAAUGACAGCCAAUGCACUCAGGGCAAAGACCGUGAGAUCACAACGAAUGUCGAUUAUGAUGGCGCUGUGGUGAAACUGCUCGCCAAUUCUCCCUACCUGAAGGAAGCAGGUCUCGAUUGGAGGGAAUACUGGACUGCGAUGGAAGAGGAUCUCGAUGCUGCUCGCUACUCGCAGCGAGCUGCGGCUUUUGCGCUGACGCUGCUGCCUAAUGUCAAGGCAUUCAAGCUGCCUAGAUGGUGGAAGCCAGUCGCUGCAGCUGAUAAGCUCGUUGAUGCUGUCGUUCGCAAAACAAGACAUCCGUGUCUCCCUUAUGACAGACCCAGCAUGGCCCAGGUCACUAAAUUCGAGGCAUUUGUAACGCGGAGCCCCGUGUUACAAUUCGAUAUAACAUGGGCAACCCCUUUCCUGGCCCUACCGCACGUCCAGUCUUUCUGCGGCUUCACGUGCAUCGGCAUGGGCGGCCACAGGAGUAUUGUGUCCGAAUAUCUGGACAGUAACUUCAAAUCAGGCCUUGAAGUGGUUGAUAUCUCGUUUGCGGAUGUUGACUGGAUGGUUAUUACAGACCUUCUCAAACACACACCACGCCUCAAGAAAUUGAAGUACUUGCAUAUGGCAGACGCAAACGAUACUUCCCACGACUGGGAUCUCUGCCGGUUUAUCACAGCAAUCGAGCACGAGGUCGGGAGUCACCUUGAGCAGCUUUGCAUCAGCAUCCACGAACUCCCUGGCGCAAUCAAACCUGGAAGCGUAUCAAUGCGCGGCUUCCAGCGGCUGCGAAAACUUGUGCUUCCCCUUGAAUUGGUCUUGUGCACUAUGACACCUGCGAACCACGAAUCGCUCCUGAGUGACCUUAUCCCUGCCUCGGUCUCUCGGCUUUCCCUAUUAUCUCACACCGAGGGCCACCCGGAGCACCAUUACAAAGCCCUCGACCGCCUAUUUCAUGACUUUGCCGCCAGGAAGGAUUCUCAUGUGCCUGCUCUAAAAGAAAUCUACCUCUCCUAUCCUAGCGAUGCGGACGACCUGUACAAGGACCAGUGUGACCGACUGGCUGCGGAGGCUGAGAAGGAAAGCAGUGCUGAGCUGUCCGAGGCGAUCAACUCUAUGUAUCGUUGGUAUCAGAAAUCCGCUAUCUGCUAUGCAUAUCUAAGUGAUGUUGAUGCAAAUGAAGACCAGGAGCUAUUAUCUGAAAACAUCAAGAAUAGCAAAUGGUUUACCCGUGGGUGGACUCUUCAAGAACUGGUUGCGCCGCCAAAGUUGUUUUUCCUUGCAAGCAACUGGAGCGACAUGGGUUCUAAAGCGGACAUGAGUGCCUUAAUCCAAGAUAUAACUGGAAUCGACGAAUCUGAUCUGGUGGAAAUUCCCCAGCUUGAAAGAUUUAGCAUCGCCAAACGGAUGUCUUGGGCGGCCAAUAGACACACAACUCGGGUCGAAGAUAUUGCAUAUUGUCUUAUGGGAUUAUUUAAUGUUAACAUGCCACUGUUAUAUGGAGAAGGUGACAAGGCGUUUAUUCGUCUCCAAGAAGAGAUCCUAAGGGGUUCUGCUGAUCAGACACUAUUUGCAUGGCAGAGGGAUGAUGUUUCACAUGAUAACCCCAGUGGCCUGCUUGCUCAGUCGCCGUGGGACUUUAAAGAUAGUGGUGGCAUGGUUCCCUUUCUAUUUGCCAAAAGGACCGAACCAGUUGCUGUCACUAACCUGGGCAUCAGAGUACAUCUACCCAAGAUACGAAAUCUUCUGAUACUGCAAUGCCAAGACACCUCGAAAAAGAAACUAACCAUACCGAGCUUUAAGGUAAAGGGGCCGGGAGGAAACAAUCAGUAUGUUAGGAUCAAUGGAGGGCUAGCCAAGCAAACCAACCUCCCGUCAAUAUUUUCUGCCAUGCCCAAGCUAAUUCAUGUUGCGACAACCUUGCAAACCGCUGGUCCAUCUGUGGACAAAUGCCUGAUUUAUGACCAUUCGAGUUCUAUCGGUCGUAAAAUAUCCUCUCAGAGUGGCAUGGAACGGAAGAGCAAAAAACUGGUUCUUUUCUUUGACGGACCACCCUACAAAGGUAGAGAGAGGCAAAACAUCACCUCCAGCAUUUACAAGAUGCAUGAUAUGCUUGCAGAUACCAAUGAUGCCCAACUAUCUUACUAUCAUAGGGCAAGUCGCCAAAGUACCAACUGCGUUGAAUCGUGCAUACAGAUUGGGUACAAAUGGAUCACUGAGCAUUACUGCCUUGGAGAUCAAAUAUUCCUGUUUGGCUUUUCCACCGGAGGUCAGGUGAUACUCCUAGCCAAAAUGAUCGAAUAUUUUGGAAUUUUCAAAAGCUCAGAUAUCGUUCGAGGUAAUCCGAUGUCGUCAUAUUUCAGUUGGCACAAUAUUACAUUUAAAAGCAAGACAAGCACUGAAUUGCAAAGACGAACUGCAUACUGGAAGAUGGUCCAGUUUCGCCAAGAGUAUUGCGAACCAGCUGGGAGGGUGGAGUUUGUGGGCUGCUUUGAUGCGCUCGACAUCGAGGGGAAGAUACCAGUGCCAUGGUUGAGUCCCCGUCCCGAGGUUCAGCUUGAUAGUAAAAUCGUUCGCCACGCUAUCUCGAUCGACGAAAAGCGAUGCGACGGGCCUCAACGUUUGUUCCGGCUAUUCAGACACGAUCGAAGUAAUGUAACUGAGAUAUGGUUCCCUGGAGGACAUGCUGACAUUGGUGGUGUGGCUCCCCCGGACCCUGACAAAGGUUGGGGUCUUAGCCAUAUCCCUCUAGUUUGGAUGCUCCGCGAGGCCAUCAGAGCUGGUCUAGACUUUGAUAUCUGGAAAAUAAAAGCGCAGCUUGGGAUUGAAGCGGACCCGAAGGAUUACAACGGUGAAAGCUUUCUUUCAAUCCCCGACGUAUAUGACUAUUUACUUGAUGCGGCCAGAAAUGGCCGGCUCCACGGCUAUUUUAGACGUCUGCCUUAUUCCAAGACAUUGUGGGUGACCACGGCAAUCACAAGUUUGCCUAAUUUUCUCACCUCGCUCCUUGCUAACUUGCCCCAACCAGACUAA
Molecule: messenger RNA, 3330 nt
Organism: Aspergillus wentii DTO 134E9
Lineage: Eukaryota; Fungi; Ascomycota; Eurotiomycetes; Eurotiales; Aspergillaceae
Exons: 4
Coding region: 1-3330 (1109 amino acids)
Molecular function (GO): protein binding
Source: RefSeq, a predicted model, not a curated record